This is a messenger RNA of Klebsormidium nitens, 1720 nucleotides long. NCBI's taxonomy places the organism in Eukaryota, Viridiplantae, Streptophyta, Klebsormidiophyceae, Klebsormidiales, Klebsormidiaceae. The record is from the annotation of a GenBank genome assembly.
UUCAGUUCUCGGGCGAGUCGGGGGAGCUGACCAGUCAACGCCUUGCUGCUUGCAACUUCGACUGAUCUCGACUCAGGAGCUCAGCAGCUCAUAUCCCUUGUCACUUGUGUUGGGCUGCUUGCUUUGAAACAGAUUUUGAUUGCCCAAAGUGGAGGGACUUACAUACCUACGCAGAGUAGAUAGCUCCUCUACAAUUUCUGGACAGGAUGGCGGAGAGCUCCAACAAGCCUGUCGUGUUGAUCACAAAUGAUGAUGGUAUUGAGGCGCCCGGAAUUCUGGCAAUUACAGAAGCCCUUGUUGCUGAUGGGGCAUAUGAGAUAUAUGUAGCGGCUCCGGACAGGGAGCGGUCUGCGAUCUCUAAUGCAAUCACGUUGGAGCCAUUAGAGGUGACAGAGCGAGACAUUAAGGGUGCCAAAGCAUACGGGAUAUCUGGCACUCCGGCGGACUGCAUCCUCCUUGCCCUGUCUGGGGCGCUAUUUACCUGGACGAAGCCAACUCUGGUUGUGAGUGGUAUCAAUCGAGGGUCCAACUGUGGUCUCCACAUAAUCUAUUCUGGGACGGUGGCUGGUGCACGUGAAGCUCUUAUGGGGGGCGUGCCCUCGGUGGCCCUCUCCAUGGAAGACAAGCCGGUGAUGGCUGCUGUAAAGCAGGCUCAGGAAGAGGGAAAUCUGAAAGGAGUGAGUGCAGCUUGGGCAGUUAACAGUCCAGUACAGCGCUUCGAAGCAGCGGCUCAAGCGUGCCUACCGCUCAUCAGGGCAGGGGUGCAGGAUGCUCUGGCAGGCACGUUUCCAAAAGACGCGCUGCUCAACAUCAACGUACCAGAGAGGCCGCUCAAUGAGAUAAAGGGCUACAAGCUGACUGUGCAAGGCUCAGAGCGCUACGUGAAGCGGUAUGCGGCAAUGCCCAACCGCAGGAAGUCCGGGCUGGACAUGGCCAAGCAAGGGGGUAUGGCUUCCCAGCUGGCGCAGCUCGGCCUAGCGGCGGCCUCAAGGGGAGCGGCACGGCGAGCCGCUAAUCCGGGAGUCGGGGUCCGCCCGGGGGACAAGGAGGAGGUGGUCUCCGUGGCUGCUGGGUCUUCGGACGCAUCGCCAAAGACGAUGGAGAAGAAAUAUUUCCAUGCCGAGGUCGGAGAACAUGUCGGCGGCGUUGAUGGCCCAGAGAUCGACUCCACAGUGCUCGCCGAGGGAUGGGUGAGCAUUACGCCGGUAGGUCUCGCGACAAUUGUGUCAGACGUCGCUCGAAAGUAUGCAUCUUCGGUUGUUCAAACGGUCGGGAGCAUUGGAGGGAGCGACGGGACAGAGCAGCCCAAAAGCUCAGAAAACUUCCAAUCAGUACUGUAAGAUGGACGCAACAGAAGCUUUCUUGUCCACAGAGAUCAAAUAGCACGAGCAUAUGCAUAUAUGUGCAGCUUGCUCGCAAAGGUAGGGUUUGAAGAGCUGAAGUGGUUGCGGCACUUUCAAUGGGAAGAGUUAAGGUGCAUGCCUGGAGCUUCUCGCUUGCGCCUCUUCCUGGACACUCCCGAGUGGGAGUAUAGUGCACGUAAACGAACAUAGCGCAAGAUGAGGUUACGCCUUGAGAGUCCAAGGUCGGUUUGUCCGGUGACAGCCGCAUUUAGGCCAUGGUGAUAAGCAUCUGACAAACCCUGACUUCAACGUGCGGAUGACGAUGUCGAAUCCUCUUAUGCAUGGGACUCGAAAUACAUUACAUUGAUAGAGAGGCG